ACCAUCUCUUCCGCCACUGCUGGGCCGCUCUAUGUCGACGUAUGCGCCAGGCAAAGGCCGCCAGUCUGGCAUAACCCCUCCAGGCAAAUCAACUGGCAUUCCUGUCCCAGGCGGUGUCAGGUCGCGAGCACCUUCGUCCGCAGGUCAUAACCCUCCACUGUCAUCAGACAAUGAAUACGCCUCUAGGGCCUUCUCCGAUGCAAUCAAGGCCUAUGAUCCUGCCCAGCAUCGCCACGGACGUUACAGCGAUGUCUCGGGCACGUCAUUGUCGCCUCCAUAUAACGGACGACAGUCUGUCACUGGUCGACCAUCCUCUGUAGCCUCUUCCACGUCUGCUGUGAGCUCCGCUCCACUUCGAGCAACUAUUUCAAGCUCAAGGACUACGACUCAUCGUCCUCCUAGCCGUCAAUCCGAUGUGAUUGCUCGCAGCGCUAGUCGUACUGGUAGGCCGUUUGAGGUGGGUGACAACGUGCGGAUUGAGUCUCUCGGUUUCGAGGGAACGCUAAGGUAUCUGGGAGAAAUCGAUGGCAAGCCUGGGCACUGGGCUGGAGUGGAAUUGAAUGGGGCAUUUGUUGGGAAAGGCAAAAACAACGGAACUGUCAGUGGAAAAUCAUACUUUGUAUGCCUACCUAAUUGUGGCGUGUUCGUCGCCUCAACGAAGCUGUCCGCCCCCACAGCCGAUUACACUUCCUCUUCCCGUCCUUCAUCCGUUGCUUCCUCUCGCCAUGGCCGAAUGACGCCUUCCAUUCCAUACUCGGGUUUUCCAGCCUCCGCUUCGGCCACCAUGCCUGCUGGGCGUAAGACCCCAUCAGUAUCGCUAUCGAAUGGACGCAUCACGCCGUCCAUAAGUAACGGGCGGGGCACCCCUGCGGCAUCGACAGGCCGACGAACACCAGCGAUACGUCCUAUCUCUACGCGCAGCGGCUCUGCUGGAUCGGCUCGCAUGAUGAAAAUGACCACUCCUACGAAAACUGCGCCUCCACAUGCUGCAAUCACCCCAGGAUCGCGUGCGUCGAAGUAUGUGGGCAUGACUGCGAAGCAGCUCGGUUCGCGGGUUUCAGCGGCAGCCAGGUCUGGCAAUAGCAGCCCAAGCAGAUCGACAGGAUUCUCGCCGACGCAACGUCCUGGCCAUGUCUCCUCCCCUACCUCUCCAUUCGCUACACCGAAGCCACCCUCCAGAACAUCCAUCGGCAUUGGCAUGCCGUCCCCUACUUCCGCAAGGCAACGUACUUCACUCAGUACUCCGCGUGCUCGAGUACUCAGUUCUGUUGCGUUGCCGCCUCCCGCCUCCCUCUCAAGUACCUCGCUAAUGGCUCGUUCUAUCUCAAUGACCGAGGCCAACGGCGACGUCGGCUUGCUCUCUGACCUGCAACAGAGCGGGAAGGCAUUGCAAGACCAGAUCGCGGAGCUCAUGUCCGGCAAGGUGCCACCCAAUCCUCGUCCAGAGUCCUCUGCAUCGACAAGCUCGAGCAGUGUCUUUCCGACGAGCAUCAGCAAUGCCUUCGAGCUCCAAAAUCAGGUCGAGAUAUUGCAGUCGCGCCUGGAUGCCAUGGAGGAUGAGAACAAGCGAUUGCGAACGGCAACCGAGAAGUUCGAGGCCGCAGAGCAGGAGACUGCCAGCCGCAUAGAGAGGAUUUCCGCUGAUCAGAAGCAGGGCGCUGCACGCGUCGUGGAGCUGGAGGCUCAAGCUCGGAACAACGAGCGCACACUCAGUGAACGUGACACCACCAUCGAGAGUCUCGAGAGGGCCGCCAAACAGACAACUGCGGAUAUCGACAAGAUCAAGAGCGAGUUCGAAGCUCGCGUCAGGGACGUCCAAUCCAAGCUGGAUGAUAAGGAGGCCCUGGUCACGAACCUGAAGGAGUUGCUCGAAGAGAAGGAAGGCCUCCAAACCGAGAACGACGCUGUCGUGCGGGCCAAGGAUGCGGAGAUUACUCUGUUGGAAGCGCGGGUGCAGAAGGCAUACGUGGAGCUGGAGGAGGAGAGGAAGGAGCUGGGCGGGCAGGUGGAUGAGCUACGGAACGCAGGGCAGGAAACCAUCGCGCUAUACGAGGAACGGCUCAGCACGGCGGACAGCCAGCGGUAUGAGCUGGAGGACCUCGUCGCGUCGCUACAAGAGCAGCUCCGUGCGCAGGAUCGUCCGCCAUCCCCAACCACCGCACACGGCCAGGCCAUCACGGCGGUAGAGAUCGACAACGAGGCGCUCCGAGAGCAGGUGCAGCACCUGCAGAAGAGGAUUGCUGCGCUGGAGGAUCAGCUCGAGGAUGCGCAUGCCACGCUUGAGAAGGAGGAGGCUGCGGCGCACGAGCGCAUGGUGCAGUUCACGGACAGGGAGGACGGCCUGCACAAGGAGCUCGCGGCGGCGAAGGAGGAGACGCAGCAGGUGAUACGUUCGGAGAAGACAGCACGCCAGCGGAUUGAGGAGCUCGACGAGGCUCUGCGGGAGAGCAAAGUUGCGUUGGAGAAUGCGAGAGCAGAGAUUGAAGGCCUUCGGAGCGAGAUUGCCGAUCUUGAGAGCAUAAACUCGAUCGCAUCCGGCGAUGAGAAGAUCAAUGCCGUUAUCCGUCGGUCAGCAGCGGACCGCACUCGUUUCAUGGAGGAAAUCGAGCAUCUCAAACACCAGCUCUGCGAGUCUCGAUCCGAACAUCCUCACGACGUCAGCACACCCAUUGCCGGACCAGCCGAAAUUGAGCCCAGGAUUCACGAGCUUACCGAACUACUGGAGAAGUCCAAGACGGAUACGGCCGAGUUGCAUGGGCAGCUCGCGGAAAGCAAGGCCGAACGAGACUCGGCGCAUGCGGAAGUGGCAGCGCUGCAGUCGCUGGUGGACGAGCGCACGGCGGAGCUGGAGAACCUGCGCAAGAAGGUCAACCGCGAGAUCCCUGUGAACGGGAUCGAAAGCGGCAAGGCGUCCUCGUCCAAGCAUGACAUCUCGAGCGCGCGGGACGAGAUCACCGGGCUCAAGUGCGUGCACAUCGUGCAAGAGCUGCAGAUGGAGAACUCGGCACAGGCUCAGCGGAACAAGGCGCUCGAGCAGGAGAACAACUUCCUUCUCUCGGAGACGGACCAGCUUCGUCAGGAACUCAAGACGCUCGAGGAGAACGUCGAGCAGAGUUUCAUGCGCGAGGAGGAGUCGCUUGCCUACGCGGCUGAUGGUGCAGGUUCUGCGGAGGACAUUGUGAAGAUGCAGAAGAAGCACGAGACUGAGCUCGAGCAGCUGCGCAAGAAGCUUGUGGAGGCGGAGCGGACGAGCGCGCGGACGAUUCAUGAUCUCAAUAAAGAGAUCAGCGAGCUGGAGACGCUGAUUGAGUCGAAGAUCUACCGGGAAGAAGAGCUCGAGUCCGAGAUCGAGAAGCUCAAGGACAAACUCGCACGCUCGCAGAAGAAGAUGUCUCGCUCCUCGGUGUCCACACCCACCUCCGCGACCCCGUCCGUGUCCGCGUCAUCUUCGUCCACGUCCACGCCGAACCUCGAGACCGUCUGCGAGAUCUGCGAGCGCCCGGGGCACGACAUCUUCACGUGCGACCUGCUCAAGGACGAGGGUGCGCCGCUGGGCAUGGACGGCGGGCUGAUGACGGAGGGGCUCGAGGGGCUCGAGGAGGAGGUGUGCGACGAGGAGCUGAUUUGCGAGGACUGUGAGGGGAGGGGGCACUUGGCGGCGAAUUGCCCGCAUUCGCUGGAUGUGUUCUGAUGGAUUUAUUCUCUGGGUUGGAACGGAGGCACUCGAUCUGACAUUCAUUUUUUUUCUGUGUAUCAUAGCACAACACAUUCUGUUCUGGUUAAAUAUCGUCUUAUUUGACUCCUGACCGUGUAGUCGAUCCGCGAAUACCCUAGACGUACAAUUACUAUCCUGAUGCUCUGAACCUCUCAUGAGAGUGGCGUGAGAGGACACACGUUAUCGCGGGGUGACCAUCUGCGGACG
Laetiporus sulphureus 93-53 is the source of this 3922-nucleotide messenger RNA. RefSeq lists its product as uncharacterized. Lineage: Eukaryota; Fungi; Basidiomycota; Agaricomycetes; Polyporales; Laetiporaceae. The transcript is spliced from 11 exons. The record is from RefSeq and is a predicted model, not a curated record. Bases 32 to 3691 code for a protein of 1219 amino acids.